Aureobasidium subglaciale EXF-2481 is the source of this 591-nucleotide messenger RNA. RefSeq lists its product as uncharacterized. The transcript has 3 exons. The record is from RefSeq and is a predicted model, not a curated record. Lineage: Eukaryota; Fungi; Ascomycota; Dothideomycetes; Dothideales; Saccotheciaceae. Bases 1 to 591 code for a protein of 196 amino acids.
AUGGACGAUCUUUCCCACUUUGACGGAACCAUGUUUCAAGAAGACGAGAAUCUUGAAGCCCUCAGGAGUCGUGUCGACCCAAAAUUUGACCCCGCAAAUGCUGCACUCAAAGCAACAUGUGGUCAUCCACCCAUCCACAUCCACUCUCAAGAUGACGAUGCCCUGCCUAACGAGACAGCCGUCUUUACUAUCUUGGUCGAGCUCGUAGAUGUACCGGAUGACACCUAUGACAAAGACGUCUCAGCAAGUAGAGCCGCGGUAGCGAUAAAUACUCUCUACCUUUCCGAGAGACCUGAUCCGGCAACCCGACGAUCAGGAUCUGAGGGUUACCUCUACUUGAUCUGGUCCGAACUUUUUAGUUGGGUGAGGCAAAUCCCAGUCGAGCAUUCUGCAAUGCACAGAUUAGUGGAUUUGAUCGCCGAACUCAUGAAGAUUGAUACACAGACGUUGCUCAUCUGGGGACAGGAUAUCAAACUAUGGCCUCAAUUGCCAUUGUUAAAUCCCGAGUUUGUCGAAGAAUGCGAGCAAAGAAGGGGCGUUGAGUUACAGCGCCUCGAAGCUUUCAAGGACAACCGGCAUGGAGAACGAUAA